GGGAGGUGCACAAGGGACUCUUGCACAUCAUUGGUCUGAGAAGGUCUCCAUGCCCUUAAAGAGAAGGUGGAUUUUCUGCUGAGCCACCCGAGAAGCCCUUUUAUACCUCCUUAUUCAGUCAGCUGUCUGCAGCUCUCCAGUCCGUCCUGUCUGGCCAGUGGGACUCUCUGAUUUUCUCCUCCAGACUUGGGCUCACAACCAUCUAAAGCAAGAUGUCUGAUGACGAGAAAAAAAGGAGGGCAGCCACUGCCCGUCGGCAGCACCUGAAGAGUGCUAUGCUCCAGCUUGCUGCCACUGAAAUAGAAAGAGAAGCAGCUGCUAAAGAAGUGGAAAAGCAAAACUACCUGGCAGAGCAUUGCCCUCCUCUGUCACUCCCAGGAUCCAUGCAGGAACUUCAGGAGCUGUGCAAAAAGCUUCAUGCCAAGAUAGAGUCAGUGGAUGAGGAGAGGUAUGACACAGAAGUGAAGCUACAGAAGACUAACAAGGAGCUGGAAGACUUGAGCCAGAAGCUCUUUGACCUGCGGGGCAAGUUCAAGAGGCCGCCCCUGCGCAGGGUGCGCAUGUCCGCUGAUGCGAUGCUGCGGGCCCUGCUGGGCUCCAAGCACAAGGUCUGCAUGGACCUCCGAGCCAACCUGAAGCAAGUCAAGAAGGAGGACACCGAGAAGGAGAAGGACCUCCGUGAUGUUGGUGACUGGAGGAAGAACAUUGAGGAGAAGUCCGGCAUGGAGGGCAGGAAGAAGAUGUUCGAGGCUGGCGAGUCUUAAGCACCUGCCUCUCCACACCCAUCCUCCGCUCUCUCCUGUCCUCACCUUCCCCCCGGGGCUCAAGGGCACUGACUGUGUGCCGUUUUUCUCUGUUUUUGCGAAGAGCUGCAUCCUGGCAGCAGCAGUGUAAAUAAAGCUUUGGCAGGA
Molecule: messenger RNA, 911 nt
Organism: Aquila chrysaetos chrysaetos
Lineage: Eukaryota; Metazoa; Chordata; Aves; Accipitriformes; Accipitridae
Gene: TNNI2
Product: troponin I2, fast skeletal type
Exons: 8
Coding region: 213-764 (183 amino acids)
Biological process (GO): muscle contraction
Cellular component (GO): troponin complex
Source: RefSeq, a predicted model, not a curated record